CCUGUGGAGGAGAGUUGAGCGCGCGCCAGCGGCAGCAGUAGUUUGUGUCUUGUGAACUCGCACGUUACUCGGUCCUCAGUCCCCGGACUCAGCUGCCGCUCGGUCGACUCGUCUCCGGUUGUUCUCCGGUUCGGCAGCUGAACUUUUCUCCGGUUGUUCUCCGGUUCGGCUGCUGAACUUUUCUCCGGUUCUGCUGAACUCGUCUCCGGUUGUUCUCCGCUCCUGCUGCUGAACUUAUCUCCGGUUCUGCUGAGCUCGUCUCCGGUUCUCCGGUUCCUCUCGUCAUGCUUCCGGUGCUUCUGUCCCUCUUGUGUGUCCCUCUCGCCUCUGGAGUUCUGGACUCACCGGACGUUCAAGUGAUCGACGUGUUGGGUCUUCAGGACUCGAGACAAAGCGCGGCCGCCGUUGAGAAGCUGUCGGCCGCGCUGAGCACGCUCAGUGACGUGUACGUGGUCUCGACGUUGCGGCUGCCGGCGAAGCUGGGCGGAGUCCUGCUGGGUCUCUACAGCAAACAGGACAACAGGAAGUACCUGGAGCUCGCCGUCAUGGGAAAAAUCAAUAAAGAACUCCUCCGUCGUCACUCUUCUUCUCCUCCCAUAGUCCUGGUUCGUUACGUCCGAGCCGAUGGGAAGCUCCACACGGUCAACCUGCAGAACGCCAACCUGGCCGACGGGCGGACUCACUCCAUCAUCCUGAGGCUCGGAGGUCUUCACCGCGACAACAUGAACAUGGAGCUGUACGUCAACUGCCGAUUAGCCGAUUCCAGCCAGGGUCUACCGCCAUUGGUCCCUCUGCCCAGGGAGGCGGAGUGGGUGGAGAUAAGACACGGACAGAAGGCGUACGCCCGACUACAGGGUGCAGUGGAGUCCCUCAGACUGGCUCUAGGAGGCAGUGUUGCUAAAGCUGGAGCUCUGACUGACUGUCCGUUCCAGGGAGACGGCUCCGCCUACAACUCAGUGGUCGGGGACAUGAACUCCAUCCUGGGUGAACACACCAAGGCUCUGAUUGGUCAGCUCAUCAUCUUCAACCAGAUCCUUGGAGAGUUGAGACAGGACAUCAGAGAACAGGUGAAGGAGAUGUCUCUGAUCAGAAACACCAUCCUGGAAUGUCAGGUUUGUGGUUUCCAUGAGCCUCGCUCUCGUUGUUCUCCUAACCCGUGUUAUAAAGGCGUCUCCUGUGUGGACAGUCUUGAUUACCCAGGAUACACCUGUGGACCCUGUAAGCCAGGAAUGAGAGGCAACGGGACUCACUGUCAGGACAUCGACGAGUGCGAGCUGAAGCCAUGUUUCUCUCCUGACGCCUGCGUCAACACAAUCAGGGGGUUCAGCUGUCAGCCCUGUCCUCCUGGACUGUGGGGGGCGCCACUGGUUGGUACUGGACUGGACUACGCCAAGACACACAAACAGGAGUGUGUAGACAUUGAUGAGUGUGUCGACCUCCCUGAAGCCUGCGUCUCGAACUCUGUCUGCAUCAACACUGUGGGUUCAUACAAGUGUGGCGGCUGUAGACCUGGUUUCCUUGGCAACCAGACGUCAGGUUGCUUCCCCAGGAAUUCCUGCGCUGCGUUGAACUUUAACCCCUGUGACACCAACGCCCACUGCACCAUGGAGAGGAACGGGGAGGUUUCAUGCAGGUGUAAUGUGGGAUGGGCAGGUAACGGGAACACGUGCGGCGUGGACACGGACAUUGACGGGUAUCCUGACCGCUCUCUUCCCUGCAUGGACAACAACAAACACUGUAAAAAGGACAACUGUGUGUUCACGCCCAACUCUGGUCAGGAGGACGCCGACAACGACGGGAUCGGUGAUCAGUGUGACGAAGACGCAGACGGAGAUGGCAUCAAGAACGUGGAGGAUAACUGCCGAUUGGUUCCUAACAAAGACCAGCAGAACUCAGACAGUGACUCGUUUGGAGACGCUUGCGACAACUGUCCCAAUGUCCCCAACGGCGACCAGAAGGACACCGACAGCAACGGACAGGGAGAUGCCUGCGACCAGGACAUCGACGGAGAUGGGAUUCCCAACGUUCUUGAUAACUGUCCGAAGGUGCCAAACCCAAUGCAGACGGACAGAGACAGAGACGGCGUGGGAGAUGCCUGCGACAGUUGUCCCGAGCUCAGUAACCCCAUGCAGACGGACAUCGACAACGACCUGGUUGGAGACGUUUGUGACACGAACCAGGACACGGACGGAGACGGUCUCCAGGACAGCAGAGACAACUGUCCCGACAUUCCUAACAGCUCCCAGCUUGACUCUGAUAACGACGGCCUUGGAGAUGACUGCGACCAUGACGACGACAACGACGGUGUCCUUGACGACCACGACAACUGCCGACUCAUCGUCAACCCCAACCAGAAAGACUCUGACGCAAACGGCGUCGGAGACGUCUGUGAGAAUGACUUUGACAACGACGCCGUGGUGGAUUUGAUCGACGUGUGUCCAGAGAGUGCUGAGGUCACACUGACUGACUUCAGGGCCUAUCAGACUGUCAUCCUGGACCCAGAGGGUGACGCCCAGAUCGACCCCAACUGGGUGGUUCUGAAUCAGGGGAUGGAGAUUGUCCAGACGAUGAACAGUGACCCCGGUCUCGCCGUGGGAUACACAGCGUUCAACGGCGUCGACUUUGAGGGAACAUUUCACGUCAACACGGUGACAGACGACGACUACGCCGGCUUCAUCUUUGGUUACCAGGACUCGUCAAGUUUCUAUGUGGUGAUGUGGAAGCAGACGGAGCAGACGUACUGGCAGCCUGUCCCCUUCAGAGCCAUGGCCCAGCCCGCUCUGCAGCUCAAGGCGGUAAAGUCUGGAACUGGACCCGGUGAGUUUCUGAGGAACGCUCUGUGGCACACCGGAGACACACCUGGAGAGGUGAAGCUGCUCUGGAAGGACCCGAGAAACAUUGGCUGGAAGGACAAGACGUCGUACCGCUGGCAGCUGAGCCACCGGCCGCAGGUCGGAUACAUGAGGGUGAAGCUGUUUGAAGGGACAUCUAUGGUGGCGGACUCUGGCGUCGUGAUCGACACCACGAUGAGAGGAGGCAGACUCGGCGUCUUCUGCUUCUCCCAGGAAAACAUCAUCUGGUCCAACCUGCGCUACAGAUGCAACGACACGGUGCCUGAAGACUUCAAGUCUCAUCGUAAACAAGUUCUGAUGCACAUUCAUGUCUGAGAGCAGCAGACGGACUGAAACACACACAGACACACACACACACACACACACACACGGACCCUGAGCUUCUCUGAAUCCACUUUAACUGUAGUUUGUUUGAGUCUGUGUGUGUGUGUGUGUGUGGCGUCAUGUAAAAAGUAUACGUCUGUUUCAAAUGAUGUAAACGUUGCUUUCUUCUUCGUGUGCUAUGGUCAACUUUCCUUAACUGUGGCUACACUGCCCCCCAUGGUUUCCAGUGUCACUCUCUUUUUCCACUGUGUCGUCCCGAUCUGUAAACUUCAUAAGACGUGAACAAAUACAGACGAAAUGAACGCAGAGUACGAACCGAAGGUGUCUCAUGCCGAUACUUGUUGGGAUGAGGGGGAGGGGCAGGUGUUCGGGCGCUACAGCCCUCUAAACAGGGAUUUUUUAGACCCACACAUCAAGCCGAGGGCUGUGAGAAUUUCCCAGAAUCUCUUGCGAAUCCCCGGCAAGCUGGGAGAGACCCACAAAUGUAGUAUUUUCUCAAUUAAUUAAAAAAUGACGAAAAUAAUUGUAAUAUCUUAGUUCAAUAUCAUUUCAAUUUAUUAUGGUCUUUUUUUUCACAACAACCUUUAAAAAAUCGCUACAGUUACACCUGCCGAAGCAUCGGCACCUCGCUCCUCGCCGCAGCAACCUGAUUGGCUCAGGAUAAGAACCUUUACCAAGAAACCACCUGAUGUCUUUUGUGUUUUUUCCAACCGUCCAAUCAGUAUCUUCCUGUUUUGAUCAGCUGAUCAAUAAUAAACUGACAUCACACACACAAAAAAAAA
This is a messenger RNA of Hippoglossus stenolepis (Pacific halibut), 3958 nucleotides long. RefSeq names its product thrombospondin 3a (gene thbs3a). The coding region runs from base 285 to 3167 and encodes 960 amino acids. The record is from RefSeq and is a predicted model, not a curated record. Gene Ontology annotation, cellular component: extracellular region. The transcript is spliced from 23 exons. Gene Ontology annotation, biological process: cell adhesion. NCBI's taxonomy places the organism in Eukaryota, Metazoa, Chordata, Actinopteri, Pleuronectiformes, Pleuronectidae. Gene Ontology annotation, molecular function: heparin binding; calcium ion binding.